CUUAUACAACUACAAUUGAUAAAUUGGUCAGUAUAGUUGAGUCGACGCCGCACACCAUGCCAACUAUCGUAACACUUUCUAUACUCACAAUCUCGCUAAAUGUGGUACUCAGUGCGAAAAUUCUCGGUCUGUUUCCUCCCCCUGUCAACAGUCACCGCAACCUCUACGUCCCUCUGGUGCAAGAACUAGUUCAAAGAGGCCACGACGUCACCGUUGUCAGUCCAUACGAAGAAAAAACCGACUCAAAAAAUGGUUCACUUAGAUCAAUCGUGCUCACGGGAUUCGUUGAAUGGAUGAGAGAUGGAAUGAAAAACAUGAGGACGUUCGAGCAAACAGACACAAAUGUUUUUCAGAAGCUUCAAACUUCGAUAGCAUUUUUGGAAAAAAUGACUGAAAUGACUCUGGAACAUAAAGAGGUGCAAAAACUGAUCCAUUCCAAAGAAACCUUCGACGUGGUGAUAAUAACGGAAGUACUCAAUCACGCACUUAAAGCUCUAGCGCCGCAUUUUAAAGCUCCGUUAGUUUCGUUUAGUACGGUUGGAGCUUGCUCUUUGUCAAACCUUUUGGUCGGGAAUCCGUCACCGCCGUCGUAUGUACCCGAUAUUUUUUCAGACUAUAGUAGCCAAAUGACGUUCUUGGAACGAUUGACGAAUAGUUUCACCCAUCUUUACACACAAGUGUGUUUCAAUUGGUACGUGUACCCCAAACACAGCAAGUUAAUGAAGAAGUAUAUACCCGGGGAGUACGACUUUGAUCAAGUUAUACACAACAUAUCGAUAGUUUUGCUCAACUCUCACCCCAGUAUCAACCAGCCGGUGCCACUCGUACCCAACAUGAUCGAAAUCGGUGGCUUUCACAUAAAACCCCCCAAACAACUACCUCAAGAUUUACAAGAGUACUUAGACAACGCUCCAAACGGGGUAAUCUAUUUCAGCAUGGGUUCAAACCUAAAAAGCGCGGAACUACCACUGGAAAAACGUGACGCUUUUCUCAAAACUUUUGCAAAAUUGAAGCAAAAGGUUAUUUGGAAGUGGGAGGAAGACGUGCUUCCGGGGAAACCAGACAACGUCAAACUGGGAAAGUGGUUACCUCAGUCGAGCAUUCUAGCCCAUCCCAACAUCCGACUGUUUAUCACCCACGGCGGUCUUCUAAGUACCACGGAAACUGUCUACCAUGGAGUACCAGUUCUAGCGAUUCCUAUCUUUGGAGACCAGAAACAGAACGCACAAAUUGCUGUUAAUCUCGGGUUUGGGUUGUCUUUGUCGUUUGAAGAUGUCAACGAGGAGGCGCUAACUCGGACGAUUGUGGAACUUUUGAACAACCCUAAGUACAAGGAGAUUGCCAAAGCACGAUCGAAGUACUUUCACGAUCGGGUUCGAAAACCGAUGGAAACGGCCAUUUAUUGGAUAGAAUACGUGAUUCGGCAUAGAGGUGCUGCACAUUUGAGGGUAGCAGGGAUUGAUUUACCGUGGUACCAAUACAUUCUUCUCGACAUUGUUGCUGUUCUCGUCUUAGGAAUUUUAUUAACGUGUUGUAUUGUGGCUUUCGUUUGUAAAAAAUUGUGUUGUAGAAAUUCGCAACGUGUAAAAAUAAAAGCCCAAUAAAGAUUUACAACACGAUGAACAACU
This is a messenger RNA of Zophobas morio, 1628 nucleotides long. RefSeq names its product UDP-glycosyltransferase UGT5-like. The record is from RefSeq and is a predicted model, not a curated record. Lineage: Eukaryota; Metazoa; Arthropoda; Insecta; Coleoptera; Tenebrionidae. Bases 57 to 1604 code for a protein of 515 amino acids. Gene Ontology annotation, molecular function: UDP-glycosyltransferase activity. The transcript is spliced from 4 exons.